Molecule: messenger RNA, 2877 nt
Organism: Lampris incognitus (smalleye Pacific opah)
Lineage: Eukaryota; Metazoa; Chordata; Actinopteri; Lampriformes; Lampridae
Gene: ahr1b
Product: aryl hydrocarbon receptor 1b
Exons: 12
Coding region: 46-2877 (943 amino acids)
Biological process (GO): regulation of transcription by RNA polymerase II
Cellular component (GO): aryl hydrocarbon receptor complex; nucleus
Molecular function (GO): nuclear receptor activity; transcription cis-regulatory region binding; protein dimerization activity
Source: RefSeq, a predicted model, not a curated record
ACUAGCAGAGGGCCGCGUCCGCUGUCCGGUCCACUCGGUCCCGACAUGUACGCUGGGAGGAAGAGGCGGAAGCCCGUGCAGAGGACUGUGAAACAGGCCCCGGCAGACGGAGCCAAGUCCAACCCGUCCAAACGACACCGGGACCGUCUGAACUCGGAGCUGGACCGGCUGGCGAGCCUCCUGCCUUUCGCCGGGGACGUCACCUCCAGUCUGGACAAACUGUCCAUCCUGCGGCUGAGCGUCAGCUACCUCCGCACCAAGAGCUUCUUCUCAGUGGCCCUAAAGAGCCAGCCGUCCAAUGAUGCGACAGGAAACAGAUGUUGCCAUGACAACAGGAAGACAACAGAAGUGAUCGACAGCCAUGUACCUGAGGGAGAACUUCUGCUGCAGGCCCUGAACGGUUUCGUCCUGGUGGUGACGGCUGAAGGCAUCGUGUUCUUCUCAUCUCACACCAUCCAGGAUUAUCUGGGAUUUCAUCAGACAGACGUGAUGCACCAGAGCGUGUUUGAUUUGAUCCAUACGGAGGACCAGCAUGAGUUCAUGAGGAACCUCCACUGGGCCCUCAACCCCCCCGCCGGCACCGGCGCUGAUCCGACCACAGCGACACCAGCAGGUCCGUCUCCCACCCACAGUGUACAUCCUCCACCGGUGUCGACCUCGCUGGUGACCUAUGACCCCGAUCAGCUCCCCCCGGAGAACUCCUCCUUCCUGGAGAGGAGCUUUGUCUGCCGGUUCCGCUGCCUGUUGGACAACUCCUCCGGCUUCCUGGCAAUGAACCUCCAGGGCAGACUGAAGUUUCUCCAUGGUCAAACUAGCCACCACAGACAGGCUGCCCGAGACGGGAGCGCCACCCGGCCCCAGCUGGCCCUGUUCGCCAUUGCCACGCCGCUCCAGCCGCCUGCCAUCCUGGAGAUCCGGACCAGGAACAUGAUCUUCAGAACCAAGCACAAGCUGGACUUCACCCCCAUGGCCUGCGACGCAAAGGGUAAACUGGUGCUGGGUUAUACCGAGGCGGAGCUGAGAGUCAGGGGCUCGGGCUACCAGUUCAUCCACGCCGCCGACAUGUUGUACUGCGCCGAGAAUCACAUCCGCAUGAUAAAGACGGGAGAGAGCGGACUCACCGUUUUCAGGCUGCUCACCAAGGACAACCAGUGGAAGUGGGUCCAGGCCAACGCCAGGCUCGUCUACAAGAACGGCAAGCCGGACUACAUCAUCGCCACCCAGAGGCCCCUCUUGGAGGAGGAAGGAGGGGAGCACCUGAGGAAGCGCUCCAUGCACCUCCCCUUCACCUUCGCUACUGGGGAGGCACUCCUGUACCACACCAGCUACCCCCUGCACGGCUUCCCUGAUUCCUCGCAGGGCAAGUCCAAGGGCGGCAACACCAAGAAGUCCAGACUGGACAGGAGCUCCAAGGAUGAGCUGGACCCCAACUCCCUCCUGGGGGCACUGAUGAGUCAGGAUGAGUCUGUGUAUGUGUGCCAGGCGGACACUGAGCCCAAGGCGUCAUACCACGGCAGCCUCUUCAGUGAGCAGCAGCAGCGGGAGAGUGAUGGUUUUGGGGGUUCGCUGGGAGGCAGCAGCUGGAACACAGUGGCUAAUGGGCUGACGGUGGAACAACACAGUGAACCUUCCAGUUAUGACCCCCUGCUGUCCACGCUGGACUCUCUGUCUCUGGAGGAGGAUGUGACGUGCUCUAACAGUGAACUCUUCAGCGCUCUGGAGAACCUAGGUCUGAAUGCAGAGGACCUAGAGCUCCUGCUGCUGGAUGAGAGGAUGAUCAAAGUCGAACUGGACCAGAGCCACAUCCCCACGCUUAGCGACCUUCUCACCAACAAUGAAAUCCUUUCUUAUAUCCAAGACUCGCUAGAGAAUGAAAUGGAAGGAGAGGAGCCAUGGGAUAGACCGGAAUCUGGACUUGUGCCCCAACCACACACCCCACCCAGGCACCCCCCUAUCACCCAUCUCUCACAGCAGAUGCAGCAGCACAUUGAUGGAGCCCAGUUAGUGGAGGCUUCACCUUGGGCUCCUCAAUCUGAAGGGAGAAUUACAUCUCCUCCCCAGCCAUGUGUAGCGGACACCAACUCGUUGACCGAAGUUCACAAUGGUCAAAGUGUGGAAAACAUCAGCCUCCACCCAAUUCACCCACAGACUGUACUCAGUGUCUCUCAGUUGAAUGGGGAGCAUAAACACCUCAACCAUCUUCUGCAAUCUAACCAGCCGUGGCAGGUUGCACAGGACCACCUUCUGGUCCAUCUUCAGGGUUAUUCUCAAAUCAAACAGACAGACAGCGAAUUGAACGGAGCCCACACCCCAACUCCCUGGCCGGGCCGCCACGACCAGCUGGAUCCAACAACAAAUGGAGCCUACCUCACACACGGACAUACCAACUUCACACAAUCUGAUGGCCACACAGAUUACAAUAUGGCUGACAUAGUAAACACAGAUGCCACAGCGAUGAACAGUGUGCCAAUACCAGAGAUUUGUCACUCCCAAGGAGCGGUGUCAGCCACCCAGUCCUAUCAACUACCAGGCCACCAACAGGAACACCAGCAGCAAACUCAGUUUCCAGCGUCCUGUUUGCCUCAGUGCCCCAUGCAGAACCCCGCUGUAAACCUGGACCAGUUACUGUCCCUGUCCCAGCCACAGAACUGCCUGCCAUCUCUUGAGGCCUACAGCGUGUUUAAUACUACCAUUACCCACGAGACUGCUCGCACCAAGCUGGAAAAUGGCUGCAUAUUAAGUACCACCAAUGCAGCCUACCUGAAGAGCUGCCUGAUGCCCAAUGGAAAUGGGAUGGCAACAGAUGACUUCCCUAUCUCGUGCCCCGAAGGCCUGCCUGCUCUUCAGGACCCACAGGAAACAGGAUUUUAUCUAUGA